AUGGCUGAGGCAAAUGAUCCUCCAGUGACGGUGGAUAUUUUGGAGCCUGAUGACCAAACGGCUGAGGAUUCGGGUGUGGAUGAGGCCAUAGACGACGCUUCCUCGACCCAAUCGAUAUCCUCCAGCAUAUUCCAAUAUCGAGUAGAGAAUGGUAGAACGUAUGCAAUCUUUGGAAGCGGAGAAUAUCUGCUUCCGAACGACGACGAUGAACAAGAGAGGUUAGGUGAGUUCUCACUCUACCAAACUCCUCCAAGAAAUUGGAAGAGGAUUCUCGAUGUAGGCACAGGGACUGGUAUCUGGGCCAUGGACGUAGCGGAUGAGCAUCCAGAGGCAGAGGUCCUUGGCGUGGAUCUUAGUCCAAUUCAACCCAGCAUGUAUGAUUCCCUAUGGAACACUGCUAGUCUCAUCACUGAACGCCAUAAAUCUAGGGUUCCUCCUAACUGCAGAUUCGAAAUAGACGACUUGGAGGAUGACUGGACGUUCAAACAUCAGUUUGAUUUCAUAUUCAUCCGCAGUAUGAUUGCAAGCUUCAAAAGCUGGCCUGAUAUUUUUGCUAAAGCGUUCGAGAAUCUUGAGCCCGGGGGCUACAUUGAGGUCCAGGAUAAUGUAUACCCGCUCGCGAGCGACAACGGCACGAUUCACAACACCGAGAUCCUUCGGUGGUCCACGCUUAUGACUGAUGCUGCGAAAAAGAUUGGUCGCUCUAUUACAGUUGCUCCUGAAUUCAAGUCCAUGCUUAAGGAUGCAGGUUUCAUCGAUAUAGUGGAGAUCAAGAAGAGGAUCCCUAUGAACCGCUGGCCCAAGGAUUCACGGUACAGAGAGUUAGGAAUCUGGAGUUGCUCCAUGCUCCGCAGUAGUCUUGAAGGAAUCUCAAUGGGAUUGCUGACGAAACUUGGGUUGACUGUGGACGAAGUGCAUGCCAUUCUGGCCGGAGUUAGAAGGGACCUUCGCAGUACCAAGAUUCAUGGUUACUGGUAUACAUACUUGGUGUAUGCAAGGAAACCAGGGAACGUGACUGGUUGA
Fusarium proliferatum ET1 is the source of this 1023-nucleotide messenger RNA. RefSeq lists its product as uncharacterized. The record is from RefSeq and is a predicted model, not a curated record. Gene Ontology annotation, molecular function: methyltransferase activity. The coding region runs from base 1 to 1023 and encodes 340 amino acids. Lineage: Eukaryota; Fungi; Ascomycota; Sordariomycetes; Hypocreales; Nectriaceae. The transcript is spliced from 8 exons.